Messenger RNA from Cyprinodon variegatus (sheepshead minnow), 1976 nucleotides. RefSeq names its product dynein, axonemal, assembly factor 1 (gene dnaaf1). The transcript has 2 exons. Gene Ontology annotation, molecular function: protein binding. The record is from RefSeq and is a predicted model, not a curated record. The coding region runs from base 19 to 1764 and encodes 581 amino acids. Lineage: Eukaryota; Metazoa; Chordata; Actinopteri; Cyprinodontiformes; Cyprinodontidae.
CGGCUGAAUAUCAAGAAGAUGGAAAAUAAAACUAAAGCAAGUCCGGUGGAAAGUGGAAAGACUGCUGAUACUUUGGAAAGGAAAGCUUCAGAUACGAUUAUUCGGGAUGGAUUUCAAGAAAAUAUGAAAAAUGGCCACAAAAUACAGGACUCAGUGCAGGAGCAAAAACAAUCAGAACCAAGGAUGACCAAGAAGUUCCUCAAAGAUAUCUGCAGGAAGAACAAGCUGUACUCCACGCCUUACCUGAAUGAUACUCUGUAUCUACAUUUCAAGGGUUUUUCCACCAUUGAGAACUUGGAGGAGUACACAGGACUCAAGUGUCUCUGGCUGGAAAGCAAUGGGCUUCUGAGGAUUGAGAACCUGAAUGCUCAAACUGACCUGCGCUGCUUGUUCCUUCAGCAGAACCUCCUUCACAAGCUGGAAAACCUGGAACCUCUGAGGAAACUCUGCACCCUUAACGUCUCCAACAACUACAUCCACAUUAUAGAAAACAUCUCCUGCCUUCCUCACCUCAGCACCCUGCAGAUAUCCCAUAACAAACUGGAGAGUGUAAAGGACAUAGAGCAUCUGAGUCAGUGUUUGGCCAUCAGUGUGCUGGACUUGUCUCACAAUCUUCUACAUGAUCCGGAGAUCCUCUCUGUGCUCGAGACAAUGCCAGAACUGCGAGUGCUGAAUCUGAUGGGAAACAAGGUGGUGAAGAAAAUCCCAAACUACAGGAAGACCAUGAUUGUACGUCUUAAGCAGCUGACCUUCCUCGAUGACCGCCCCGUCUUCCCCAAAGAUAGGGCGUGUGCAGAGGCAUGGGCCAAGGGAGGAUUGGAUGGGGAGCGAAAGGAGAGGGAGGAAUGGGAGACAAGGGAGAGAAGGAAGAUCCAGGACAGCUUGGAUGAAAUGGAGAGGAUUCGGGAACAGGCCCGGGAGAGAAAACAUCUGAGAGACCUAGAAGAGGGAGGGAUAAAUGAAACAACCACCGUCUUGGUGAUGUCUAGCGAGGAUAACCACAUUGGGGAACCGUCUUCCUCUAAAGGAGAGGCUGAAGUCUUUCUGGAGAACAGCCUGAAUGCUCAAGAAACACAGCAGGUUAACACAUAUGAGGGAAAGAGUGGAGAUAUAAAUGUAGCAAAUCUGGACAAAGACCAGUUUGAUGGAGAGAAGGAUGAUCAAUGCCAAAUCAAACAGGACACAGAGGAGAAAGCAUGGAAGGACUCUGUAGAAGAUGUACAGAUACAUCAGAUAAAAGUGGAAGAAAACCAUAAAGAAUUGAAUAAGGAAGAAAAGGAUUGGCCUGAAAACGAACAGCCUCCUCUGGUGAGACCUUUUUCUCCAGAGGCAGAUCAGCUUGUAUUGUCACAUGGUCCCGGUCCAUUAGUUACAGAGCUAGAGGAUGAAGAGCAGCUGGAAACUAUUCACCUUCCCUUAACCAGAUCACUUCGCAUCGACGAGCUGCCCGACUUGGAAGAUAUGCCUACAGGUGACCUCUUUACAACCUCCCACCAGCAGGUCUUUAAACCAAAAAUAGAAAUCAUAUCAGGAGACACUGAUGAAGAGACAUCAACUGAGGAUCCAAGCAGUGCCACGUCCAGCUCUGGUCACGAUGGAAAGUCAUUGUUUAUGUUAAGAGAAAGCAACAAAUCAACUGGGAUCUCUCGUGAUUCUGCAUCACUGGUUUAUCCAGAGGACCGGGAUGUUGUUACCCACCACCCAGAAUUCAAAUGCAAACAACAAUCCUCAGCGGAACGCUGCCUGAUCGAGGAAUUGGACUAAUACUUGUGGAUGUAAACAUGGUUUACUUAGACAGGACACAUCUUGGCUGCUUUUAUUUGGUCUCAAAACUUACAUCUAAAAGCCUAAAUUCAGCUUUUAGAAUUGGAUUACGAAUUAUAAUUUAAAGUCAGCUUGUUUGAUUGCAUGUUUUAACAUCAGGGUGGAUGUUCGGACACAGCCCUACUUUCCAGUUUUACAGUUUAUUUAUAAAC